AUGUCCGGCGCAAGGCAUUGGGAACAAGAUAAAGAGGCCACUGUCUACGUCGGCAAUCUUGACGAACGGAUUACGGACAGUCUAGUAUGGGAGCUAAUGCUACAAGCUGGGCGCAUCGUCAACGUUCACCUACCCAAAGAUCGAGUGACACAAUCACACCAGGGCUAUGGGUUCGUGGAAUUUAUAAGCGAAGAAGAUGCGGAAUACGCAUCUCGGAUAAUGAACGGAAUUCGUCUAUAUGGCAAACCGAUACGGGUUAACAAAGCCUCCGCCGAUAAACAGAAAGCCGUCGAGAUCGGCGCCGAACUAUUUGUUGGAAACUUGGAUCCCAUGGUCACAGAACAGGUGAUAUUCGAUACAUUUAGCCGGUUUGGCAACUUGGUGUCGCCUCCGAAGAUUGCUCGCGACGAUAGUAACCUAUCCAAGGGCUAUGGAUUUGUAUCAUUUGCCGACUUUGAGUCUUCGGAUGCUGCUAUAGCCAAUAUGAACGGCCAGUAUCUCAUGAACAAGCAAGUUUCUGUACAAUACGCCUAUAAGAAGGACGGCAAAGGCGAACGACACGGCGACGAAGCUGAACGAAUGCUCGCUGCGCAAGCUCGCAAACAUAAUGUGCAACCGCAAAUCCAACCAAUACCACCACAAUUCGGAGGGCCAGGUGCAACGCCUAUCGUGCCAUCUGGGGCUCCAAAUGGGGAUGUCUCUCGUCCAAUCAGUGCUGUGCCGCCUGAUAUGGGUUUGAACAGAAAUGGCCCACCAAAUGUUGGCUACCAACCCUCUGCACCACAACACCGACCGGGCCCUUCCCCAAAUACGCUCGUCACGCCGCCGCCGGGUCUCCCUGCGCGCCCGCCGCCUUCGCAGGUAGGCUAUGGAGGCCCCCAGGGACUUAUGCCACCGGGAUUCAACCAGCCCGGUCAACAAGCACCUUUUCUACCUCAAGGAGCGCCGCCUCCAGGAUUUGGACCGCCAGCUAGCUUUGGAGCCCCUACGGGUCAUUCUAGCGUGCCACCACCUCUUCCACAGGGCUUCCAGCAGUCCAAUUAUGGAAGAAAUCGCUGA
Messenger RNA from Penicilliopsis zonata CBS 506.65, 1059 nucleotides. RefSeq lists its product as hypothetical. Gene Ontology annotation, cellular component: nucleolus; U12-type spliceosomal complex. Bases 1 to 1059 code for a protein of 352 amino acids. Gene Ontology annotation, molecular function: RNA binding. Gene Ontology annotation, biological process: positive regulation of mRNA splicing, via spliceosome. NCBI's taxonomy places the organism in Eukaryota, Fungi, Ascomycota, Eurotiomycetes, Eurotiales, Aspergillaceae. The transcript is spliced from 3 exons. The record is from RefSeq and is a predicted model, not a curated record.